AUGGACCUAAAGAACAGCAGCAUAGUGACCGAGUUUGUCCUCGUGGGCUUUGAGCAGAAUUCCCCGUCCACUCGGGCACUGCUCUUUGUCCUCUUCCUUGGCCUCUAUAGCCUGGCCAUGGCCAUGAAUGGUCUCAUCAUCUUCAUCACCUGGACAGAUGCAAGGCUCAGCAGCCCCAUGUAUUUCUUCCUUGGCCACCUGUCCUUCCUGGAUGUCUGCUUCAUCACCACCACCAUCCCCCAGAUGCUGAAACACCUGGUUGUUAAGAACCAUGUUGUCUCCUUUGCCUCUUGCCUGACCCAGAUGUACCUGGUUUUUGGUGUGGGAGUGGCAGAGUGCAUCCUCUUGGCUUUCAUGGCCUAUGACCGUUAUGUUGCCAUCUGCUACCCACUCAACUACGCCCAGAUCAUGAGCCGCCAGGUGUGUGUGAGGCUGGUGAGUACCGCCUGGUUUUUUGGGAUGAUCAAUGGCAUAUUGCUUGAUUAUAUGACAUUCCGUGGGCCAUUCUGUAGAGACAACCACAUAGGGAACUUCUUCUGUGAAGCCCCCAUAGUGAUCACCCUCUCUUGUGGAGACCCCCAGUUUAGCCUGAGGGUAAUCUUUGCCGAUGCGAUCAUGGUGCUGCUAAGCCCCAUGGUGCUCAUCGUCAUCUCCUAUGCACGCAUCCUGGCCUCCAUCCUUGGGAGAGCCUCCUCCUCUGGUCGGGGGAAGACUUUCUCUACCUGUGCCUCCCAUCUGACUGUGGUCAUCUUCUUCUACACCUCGGCCAUGUUCUCCUACAUGAACCCUCGCAGCACACAUGGACCUGACAAAGACAAGCCCUUCUCCCUCCUCUAUACCAUCAUCACCCCUAUGUGCAACCCUAUCAUCUACAGUUUUCGAAACAAGGAAAUGAAGGGGGCAAUGGUGCGGGCUCUUGGGAGGACUAGCUCCUGA
Condylura cristata (star-nosed mole) is the source of this 936-nucleotide messenger RNA. Its product is annotated as olfactory receptor 10AD1. Gene Ontology annotation, molecular function: G protein-coupled receptor activity; olfactory receptor activity. The record is from RefSeq and is a predicted model, not a curated record. The transcript has a single exon. Gene Ontology annotation, biological process: G protein-coupled receptor signaling pathway. Bases 1 to 936 code for a protein of 311 amino acids. Gene Ontology annotation, cellular component: membrane. Lineage: Eukaryota; Metazoa; Chordata; Mammalia; Eulipotyphla; Talpidae.